Molecule: messenger RNA, 1169 nt
Organism: Lathyrus oleraceus (garden pea)
Lineage: Eukaryota; Viridiplantae; Streptophyta; Magnoliopsida; Fabales; Fabaceae
Exons: 8
Coding region: 133-1044 (303 amino acids)
Molecular function (GO): S-adenosylmethionine-dependent methyltransferase activity
Source: RefSeq, a predicted model, not a curated record
AAUCACUCACUCAUGCAUGUCUGAGAAUAAUCCAACGGUCACAAUGUUAUCAUGUUCAUAGACUAAACUAGAUUUUUUGGGUAGCAAAAAAGUAACAGUAGCAGCAGAAUAAUGUCUAGCUGAUUGAGAAGAAUGAUGACCAAUUUUGUUGGAAUAAGGUUACCAGUUGUGGCCUGUUACUGUUCUUGUAAUGUUGCUGUUGUUUCUUCCUCUUCAUCUCUAUUAAACAGGACAUUUAAGAAUGCUUCUCGCCGAAUGUUAUUAGGCUUAGGAGCAUCUUCAUUCUUGUCUCAUUUUAUCCCUAACAUGUCUACUUCUGGUGUCAAAUCCUUCAUUGCAUCCGCCAGCAUAAGCUCCGGCCCCUCCGUCGAUCAGAUACUGAAGAAUGUUGAAUGGCCAGAGCAAUUUCCCUUUAAGGAGGAGGAUUUUCAGAGAUAUGAUGAGUCAUCAGAUUCUACAUUCUAUGAAGCACCUCGAUUCGUAACACACAUCGAUGAUCCUGCAAUUGCUGCUUUAACUAAGUAUUACUCCAAGGUUUUUCCACCUAGCAACACUCCUGGAGUUAGCAUUUUGGAUAUGUGUAGCAGUUGGGUCAGCCAUUUUCCACCGGGAUACAAGCAAGAACGAGUCGUAGGAUUAGGCAUGAACGAAGAAGAAUUGAAGAGGAACCUGGUUCUCACAGAGUAUGCUGUACAAGACUUAAAUGUGAACCCUAAACUCCCAUUUGAAGAUAACUCGUUCGAUGUCAUCACUAAUGUGGUCAGUGUUGAUUACCUUACAAAGCCUCUUGAUAUUUUCAAGGAGAUGAGCAGGAUACUCAAACCAGGUGGAUUAGCCGUAAUGAGCUUUUCAAACCGAUGCUUCUGGACAAAAGCCAUUUCUAUAUGGACAUCAACUGGGGAUGCUGAUCACGUUAUGAUCGUUGGGUCCUAUUUUCAUUACGCGGGAGGAUUUGAACCUCCUCAGGCUGUGGAUAUAUCUCCAAAUCCUGGACGCUCGGAUCCGAUGUAUGUCGUGUACUCAAGGAAGCUCUCUGCCGCUUAAGAGAAAUAUGAAAUCAGAAUUUAUAGCAGUGUGUUUACGUAUCAGCAGUAACUGUGAUGAGGAAUUCGUUCCUAUUGUAUGUCAAUGAUUUAUUUUAAUGUUAUAGCAUUGUUUCUUGUGCAUUA